Messenger RNA from Pungitius pungitius (ninespine stickleback), 1365 nucleotides. RefSeq names its product SUN domain-containing protein 3-like. NCBI's taxonomy places the organism in Eukaryota, Metazoa, Chordata, Actinopteri, Perciformes, Gasterosteidae. Gene Ontology annotation, cellular component: nuclear envelope; meiotic nuclear membrane microtubule tethering complex. The record is from RefSeq and is a predicted model, not a curated record. The transcript has 9 exons. Gene Ontology annotation, molecular function: protein-membrane adaptor activity. Bases 431 to 1096 code for a protein of 221 amino acids.
CCCCGAUUUCCAAACGUUCUCCUUUCAGCACAAAGAAGAAACAAAAAUUGAAAAACUAAGCGACGCCAUCCUCAGAAGAACCCUUUGCACCGAGGAGGCACCACAAGCUGCUCCCGGCUUGCUGCAAAGGAUCUUCAGGUAUCUCAACCCCUGGGGUCAACCUCCCCCGGUGACCCAGGAACAUCGGCAGGAGGCACCACUGCAGGAAGACGCAACCCACCCGGACACAAACACGGAGACUGAGGAGGCACCACAAGUUGCUCCCGGCUUGCUGCAAAGGAUCUUCAGGUAUCUCAACCCCUGGGGUCAACAAAACCCAAACCCAAACCCGGGAGUCAGGGGUGAACAAAACAACCCCAAAAAGAAAAACAAAAGGUUCAAAAUCAACCUGAAGACGACGGGAGUCAAACGGGACUGGAGAUCAAAGAUCAUGUAUUUCCUCCUCCUGCUUCUGUUUGCUGGUGGAGUGACACAGCACGUACACCACAGCAACCAGCUGCAAGACGCCCGGCUGCAAAUAACCACCCUCACGCAGCUGAUGAGCCGACUGAGUCCCGUCGCAGACACAAUGGCCAACUUCGCCCAUGAGUCGCAGGGAGCCAGAGUCCUCCACCGCCUGUCCUCAGACACGUUCCGGACCACAAUCCAAGACAAAAUGAUGGACCAGCUGCUCUCCUGGGUCACCGCCUCCACCGACCACCAAAGAAUCAUCCAGGACCACUCAAGGUCGCCCCCCGGAGCGUGCUGGUGCUUCGCGGGGGCCAAGGGACACGCCGUCGUCUCCUUGUCGCAUCCCGUCGAGGUCACGCACGUCACGAUCGGCCACAUCACACAAAGACAGUCACUCACCGGGGAAAUCAACAGUGCGCCGAGGGAGUUCUCCGUCUACGGAUUGGUGCACGACAACGACGAAGGCAUCCACCUGGGGAGCUUCGCGUACAACAAGGACGGCCUGAGCUCCCAGACCUUUGAGCUGCCUGUCGCAGUCAAAGAUGUCUUCAGCCACGUCAAGCUGGAGAUAAAGACAAACUGGGGGGACGAUGACCAAACGUGCCUCUACAACUUCAGGGUGCACGGGUAUCCGGCGUCUGGUUAGGGUGUAGAAGGUCGACCAACCCUGAACCCGCUAAGAACAAAUGAGAUGUCAUCAAAUGGAAUACAUAAAUAUGUGAACAUGGGGAUCCAUAAACAGAUGUGUUCGGGUUGGUUUGCCUUCCCACGUGGGGUUACCCCGGGUCCUCCGGUUUCCCCCCACACACCAAACACUGUUUGGUUUACAGUUGGCAGAAGACGAUUAGGUCUUUUGGGGUUCUCCGGGUUCUCCGGUUCACCCACAUACAUACCCAACAAUUUUGGAUUCACAAA